This is a messenger RNA of Aplysia californica (California sea hare), 1166 nucleotides long. RefSeq lists its product as uncharacterized. The record is from RefSeq and is a predicted model, not a curated record. NCBI's taxonomy places the organism in Eukaryota, Metazoa, Mollusca, Gastropoda, Aplysiida, Aplysiidae.
UUCACAUUUUUGGGCUCAGUUUGCAUAAUUUCCGAAUUUUUCUUGCAUAAAACGACGUGGACAGCAUUAUAUGUGCACCGUCAGUCUUUCCCCUAAUUCUGUGGAAGAUUACAUAAUCGUUGACCAGUCUCUCUCCAUUGGGAUACAUCGAUAACGAAAGGCUGGCUAUGAUGGCAAAGGAAUAUUAUGGACUGAUAAAAUCCCUGUAACAUGUCCGGAUGCAAGAGCAGUAAGUAAGCAAGCAACAGAUCAACUCUCAUCACGUUGGUUGAUUGAUUGCGGCGAUUCUUAAUGAGUGGAGGCGUUUUUCUCAGUCGAGGUUAAAGAACAAGUUGCCUGUCACCUCCCAGGAAAGCUGUGUGUUUAGCGUCUCCAUGACAACCGUCACCAUGACAACCGCUGCCAUGGCAACCGUAAACAGACCGCUGUGGGUUGUCGUCUUCUUACUGUGCGCUGUUUUCCCUUUGCUGGACGCAGGCAACGCCAUCCCAUUCGACACGACAAUCUGUACACCAAGUCAAGUACCAAUGGCCUCCCCCUUACCUAUACUCGGGGAGAAAUACUCAGCAGAGAUCCGCUGGACGAGUCACAAAGAUCGCCGGAUGUACUACGUCAGAGAUGACCUGGACACCUUCCGCCAUCUUGCUUCUUUGAGGAUCAGCAUGCCCUUGUUGCCAAGCGACGCAAAGGCCAUCUUUGACCUCGAUUAUGGCUACGUCAGUGUGUUUGAUGACGGGAAAACCAGCGUCCAAGCACAGAACUGGCAGCUCCCUCGCGUUCCCAACGGUGACCGCACUCUGCCCUACCUCAUCAAGAUCAAAGGUCGGGGCGGCAUGGGGUCAAAGGUUGUUGACUUUGACGUCACUGGGGAAGUGGGACGCUUUGAUGUUCAGCCCGUUUUUGAUGACGACAUUUUUCUGCCCCCGCCUGGCACCUGGUGUGAGGGUCUCCCUCUCAUCUCUCUUCCUCCCACACCGGAGAGCUUCACAGUGCUCGCUGAGCUCAUCGACGAGGAUUUCCAACACGUUCGUUAUGAGCAGGUGUGGUUCGACUCAUCUCGCAAGCUGGUACGUAAGGACUGGCAGCCAAUCACAGACCAGACCCACAGCAACACCGACCCCUACACCACCCUCUACGAUUUUAAUAUAGGUAAAUAUAAUCGUUAA